Molecule: messenger RNA, 1466 nt
Organism: Ictalurus punctatus (channel catfish)
Lineage: Eukaryota; Metazoa; Chordata; Actinopteri; Siluriformes; Ictaluridae
Product: aerolysin-like protein
Exons: 2
Coding region: 137-1075 (312 amino acids)
Source: RefSeq, a predicted model, not a curated record
UUUAACUAGUAUAAAUAAGAGAGCAAGCACUUCUGUCUUAUCCAUUAAACUUACAUCCUUGACAAAACUCUUUUAAGGGAGCCAUUUCUUGCUACCUUCUUCUGACAACUUUCUUGAACACAUUAAGUGGAAAAUCAUGUCAUACCUGUCACCCAUCCUGGUAAUUGGUGGAGGCGGAGGCAAGAGUUUUAAUUUUAAUGGUGUUGGAAAUGGAGCCACACUGAAAAAGAUCUGGGUGUGGGCCGGCGGCUGGCAGAUAAAAGCCAUCAAGGUUUGGCUUACUGAUGGCCAGAUCGGACAGUUUGGAGAACCUGCAGGGAGGUUUUCAGAAUUUUCCUUUGAAGAUGGAGAGCAUUUCACCUCCCUUUCACUUUGGGGAAAUGGAGCUGGAACACGUCUGGGUGCCAUCAAAUUCAGGACAAAUCGCUCCCGUGAGUUCUUUGCACAAAUGACAGACUGGGGUCUGAAAACAGAAUAUCCAAUUGACGUGGGUUCUGGGAUCUGCGUGGGAAUCACAGGACAUUCUGGUGCAGAUAUGGAUUCCUUAGGCUUUGAAUUCAUUAACACAGUCAAGUCUACUAAGCUAACAAAUGUUCAGUAUCCCACACUUCAUGAUGUGAUACCUAAUGUGGCUGUUGAGGAAAUCAAAUCCACAACUUAUGAAAAUAAGUCUACUCAAACUCAAGAGUAUAAGCUAGAAACCUCCAAAACAAUCAUCAGAAAGUCCUCCUGGUCUGUUACCAACAAGCUUGAAUUCACAUUUAGUAUGGAAGUGAAGGCAGGAAUCCCAGAGGUUGUUGAAGUGUCAGCUGGAUUCGGUUUCACAGUGGGAACUGAGAGCUCAUAUGGUUUAGAGAACAGCGAGGAGAGAACUGAGCUGUUCUCUUUUCCUGUCAAAGUCCCUCCAGGGAAAACCGUGCAUGUGGACAUCACAAUUGGCCGGGCUACAGUUGAUCUCCCCUACACUGGCACAGUCCAGAUUACCUGCUAUAAUGGAAGUGUGCUGGAGUUUCCAACCAGUGGAAUCUACAAAGGCCUUAAUUACACUGAUGCAAAAGUAGUUGUGAAGGAAUAAACAGGAAUAAAAGCCUGUAAAUUCGACAUUCACAGUUAGGGCUGUGUGCAGACACACUGUUCGAUUGGUUAAAGAUUAUUUUAACACACACUCUGAGAAAUGAAUACAACAUCUCAUUUUAUGUUUUCGCAGAUUUAAUAUGAUUGUAGCUUGCUUUAAGCACAUUUUCUUUUUAUUAUUACUGUUUCACACUUAAAAUCUGUAUCCUGUGCUUAUACGUUUCUGUAAAGCUGCUUUGAGAUAACUGAAUUGAAUUGAAAAAAGUUUCACUUGUUAACGCACUACUAUGGAGAUGAUUCUUCUGUUUCAUUUUAAUCUGCAAAGUUUUCAAUUAAUAAAAUUGUUCACUCCAUCUGAUUUUCAAUAAAAACUUCAUAUUGCUUUUGUUGUA